Gasterosteus aculeatus aculeatus (three-spined stickleback) is the source of this 1323-nucleotide messenger RNA. It is a transcript of the gene hemgn, whose product is annotated as hemogen. The record is from RefSeq and is a predicted model, not a curated record. NCBI's taxonomy places the organism in Eukaryota, Metazoa, Chordata, Actinopteri, Perciformes, Gasterosteidae.
AUUCAUUUAGGGGCGGGAAAAGAAAACAGUCAGAAGUUAUUCUGUCUUGGUUUCUGUGUUUGCCCGCGUUCAAUGAGUUGAGUUCAUUCAUAGCAGGACUCAAGAAUGGAGGAGACGUUGCAGCAAGAGAAACAAAAUUCGGAUUAUGAAAAUUCGAAUGAGGACCAAGGUGGAAUCCGUCGCCGAUUACGGGACAGGGACCUUCUGAAGAAGAGAAAAGCAGAAGCAGAAGAAAAGGAGACUAACCAGUGGGUUUGGGGGGUGGAGAGUCAAAGGAAAAGGCCGAGGGCUGAGAGUGGCACGAAGCGGAGAGGGAGGCCCAAGAAGAGUGAGCCCGCGCCGGAGAUCUGUGUCAAUCAGGAGGAGGCAGCAGUGCCUCAGGAAGCUCCUGCGGCGGUGGUGCCCGAACCUGCUGAGGUCGUCCCGUAUCAAACCCCAGAAUCUUUAUCCCCUGUGCUGGAUGGGGAAUCACGACCGUCAUCUGUCCCCGCUGUCCCCGCUGCCCCCGCACCUCGGCCACUGCUCGGAUCCAUCCAAAGCCCCGUCUUUGCUGCUUCUCCGACUCCUCCCGCUCCCGUUCUUCCGACUCCAGACCUUUUUUCACCCUCAGCUCCGGUUUCAUUUCCCGUCAAACUUGCAGAUUUCGCUCCAGUCUCUGUUCCAUAUUCAGCUCCAGAUGCAGUUCCAGUCCUGACUCAAGCCCCUGUUCCGACUGCAGCUCCUCCUCAGGAGGACACCCUCUUCACAGAGUCACAGAGCAGAAAGGUCCUUGACCAGGUCCUGAUUAAGGACUUGGGCCCAGGUGAUGAGGAGGACAUCUAUUCAUCUAAUGACCAAACAGCAAAUGAAGAUUUGAUUGGAACAUCGGCGAUCAACGUACCUGAACAAAACAAAAUGUUCUCAAUUCCAACCUUGUCCCCGACGCCGCCUCCACAAAAAUAUUUCCCGGGAAAUUUAUUCUAGUCCUUUUUAGAUACUGCCUCAGCUCAGAUCACAUCCCUUCUGAUCACAGUCUGUAGCACAGUAUUAUGUUGGUUAGUGUGCAGCAGGCUGGCUUAAAGGAACAAACAUACUAGCAUAUGCAUUGCUUAUUUGACAAAUGUAUCAAUUCAUAACCAACCUGUAUCCUUAUUUAUUCUGGUUUGUUUUUCACUCUGAAGGUGAUUACUUUUUCUUUUUUAAAUUCACAAAAUAGCAAAUCUUGCUUGCUUUUAUUUAGGAUUAUAUGGUACAAAUCAAUGAGAAUAAUGUAUUUGUAAUUAUGGAGUAUUUUGUAUAAAGUUGUUAUUCGCCUAAUAAAAGAGAGUGCUUAUCAUUUGUGGA